CUUGGGGACGGCGGAUCUUCCCAUGUGCUGAAGUGACCCACAGAUACCUCCCCAGAUGAGUGUGGCAAUGGAACAAACUUACGUACAUCUAUUUCGCACCAUGUCAAGCUUUACACAAAACUGUUUCUCUUGAGGUGGCAAGCUUGAGCAACCAGUUUUUCCUGAAGUUUGCCUGAUACCCAUGUUUACGGUGAGCUGUUCUGUCGUUCUUCUCUCUUGCCAUAGCCAUGGAGGGGCCCUCCCAAGUCAACUAGCUGACUAUUGACAUUGGUAAUCAAGGAUUUCAGAGGCAGAGAUCAAGGUCAACAUAGGGCAAUGACAGAAAGGACUAGAGAGCCCUAGUUCACGGGGCCCCCUUACUAGGCUCUGCUGUACAUUGGCUGAGGGAGGGCAUGGAUCCAAGUUUUAGCCACAGCAUAACAGGCAGUCUGUGAUGGUUUUGUGGGUAACCAGCGAGCUUCCUCCCUCCAUCAGUGCUGCUACCAUUCUCUUCUGGAUACCUAAGCUGGCAUUUUCAGGCAUUUUAAACAUCUUCUGAGAAAGAGACAGUAAGAGACCAAUCACGGGAAAAGCAAAACUUAAAUAAAAAUAGAAUUCCAAAUAUUUCAGCUGGAAUCUCUUUGUCUAGCUAAAAGAGAUUUAGAGAGUGGAUCAGAAAGCCUGUGUGUCCUUGUUCUGCAGUAACCAGGUGUAUGUAUGCCCUUGGGUAAGUCACUCAACAACCCUGGGCCCGUUUCCUCACUUGUAAAAUGAGGAAGAACCCCAUUCAGCUACUUUUGAGUGUCGGAGUCCCUUUAGACUCCCCUGGUUUAUGGAGGAGCCCUGUCCUAGGAACAAAUUAUAUACUGUGCAGGAAAGGAAUUGUAUAUAGACUGGGAGGUGAUCUCCAUCAAGCCAGUUAGAAGUACCCUAGAACCUUAAAAGGAUGUUUGUGAAGAGCAAUAAGCAAGAACUGAAAUCACAGGACUCCCAGGUUCCUGCCCCAGGUUAGUCCCUCCCAGGUACUGGCUGAGUUGUUCUGUGUCUCAUUCUUAACUCGGUCAGGCAGAAGAGGUCACAGAGGGUGGGGCUAUGACCAAUGGAUCACAUUCUCAAUGUUCUGGAAAAAGGACAGAGGUAGCAGAAAGGCCAGAAGAGGAGUUUCCGCUGCACAUUAGCCUCAAUUGACUACCCCAUUCUCUUUCCAGAUUGGAAAGGACAUGCCAGCCAGGUAGCUUUGGCAUCCCCGGCUCCUCAAGUACCUUUAUCACCUCAGCAGCACAGCCACCAACUUGGGAAGGAAACCAAGAUCUUGGACCAAAAGGGAACAAGACAUGAGUUACCCAUUUUACAUAUGAGGAAACUAAGACCUUAGACUAAGUAAUUUAUCCAAAUGCCAAAGCAAGUAAGAAGUGGUAUUAGAACUGGAGCUGAGAUCUUCUGAUUCAUUUUCAGUCUUUUCAGUCCAGUGUCAAGCUGUUGGAGCGAGGGAGCAAAGGUAAAGAAUGAUGUAAUGCACUGGCCGCCCCAAAGCAUCUUUUGUUGCGGAAUGGUUAUUCCAGUCAUCUCUUUAUGAAUCAAAUGUGAGGGGCUGCUUUGUGGAAGGAGUCCUUUGCAAGAGCACAUCAACAGGAAAGAGAAAGAGACAUUCACUUGGAGGGCUCUUGCUGAAAAUGGGUUUAACUCUCCUUUUGCCCGUCACCACCAGCCUGACCUCAUACGUUUUUAGUACAAUGGAGUAGCUGAGCCUUUGAGCGCACCACCAUUACAUCAUCGUGGCAAAUUAAGGAAGGAGGUGGGAAAACAGGACUUACUGUUGUCAUGGCCCAUGAGAUGAUUGGAACUCAAAUCGUUACCGAGAGGUUGGUGGCUCUGCUGGAAAGUGGAACGGAAAAAGUGCUACUAAUUGAUAGCCGGCCUUUUGUGGAAUACAAUACAUCCCACAUUUUGGAAGCCAUUAAUAUCAACUGCUCCAAGCUUAUGAAGCGAAGGUUACAACAGGACAAAGUGUUAAUUACAGAACUCAUCCAGCAUUCAGCGAAACAUAAGGUUGACGUUGAUUACAGCCAGAAGGUUGUAGUUUAUGACCAGAGCUCCCAGGAUGUGGCCUCUCUGUCUUCAGACUGUUUUCUCACUGUACUUCUGGGUAAACUGGAGAAGAGCUUCAGCUCUGUUCACCUGCUUGCAGGUGGGUUUGCUGAGUUUUCCCGUUGUUUCCCUGGCCUCUGUGAAGGAAAAUCCACGCUAGUCCCUACCUGCAUUUCUCAGCCUUGCUUACCUGUUGCCAACAUUGGGCCAACCCGAAUUCUUCCCAAUCUUUAUCUUGGCUGCCAGCGAGAUGUCCUCAACAAGGAGCUGAUGCAACAGAAUGGGAUUGGUUAUGUGUUAAACGCCAGCAAUACCUGCCCAAAGCCAGACUUCAUCCCCGAGUCUCACUUCCUGCGAGUACCUGUGAAUGAUAGCUUCUGUGAGAAAAUUUUGCCGUGGUUGGACAAAUCUGUAGAUUUCAUUGAGAAAGCGAAGGCCUCCAACGGCUGUGUCCUGGUGCACUGUCUGGCUGGGAUCUCUCGCUCUGCCACCAUCGCGAUUGCCUACAUCAUGAAGAGGAUGGACAUGUCCUUAGAUGAAGCUUACAGAUUUGUGAAAGAAAAAAGACCUACUAUAUCCCCAAACUUCAAUUUUCUGGGCCAACUCCUGGACUAUGAGAAGAAGAUUAAGAACCAGACUGGAGCAUCAGGGCCAAAGAGCAAACUCAAGCUGCUGCACUUGGAGAAGCCAAACGAACCUGCCCCUGCAGUCUCAGAGGGUGGACAGAAAAGCGACGUGUCCCUCAGUCCACCCUGUGCCAACUCUGCUACCUCAGAGGCAGCAGGGCAGAGGCCUGUGCACCCUGCCAGUGUGCCCAGCGUACAGCCAUCACUGUUAGAGGACAGCCCCCUGGUACAGGCACUCAACGGGCUCCACCUGCCCUCAGACAAGCUGGAAGACAGCACUAAGCUCAAGCGUUCCUUCUCCCUGGACAUCAAGUCACUUUCGUACUCAGCCAGUAUGGCAGCAUCUUUGCAUGGUUUCUCCUCCUCAGAAGAUGCCCUGGACUACUACAAACCUUCCACGACUCUGGAUGGGCCCGGUAAGCUAUGCCAGUUCUCUCCAGUUGAGGAAGUAUCGGAGCAGACUCCCGAAACCAGCCCAGACCAGGAGGAAGCCAAGAUCCCUAAGAAGCCUCAGGCUCCUCGGCCCGCAGACAGCCAGAGCAAGCGGUUCCAUCCAGGAAGAACCAGCAACAGUGGUGCCACCCAGAGGUCCCUCUUAUCGCCACUGCAUCGCAGUGGGAGCAUGGAGGACAACUACCAUACCAACUUCCUUUUUGGCCUUUCCACCAGCCAGCAACACCUCGCGAAGUCUGCCGCUGGCCUGGGGCUCAAGGGCUGGCACUCGGAUAUCUUGGCUCCCCAGACCUCCACCCCUUCCUUGACCAACAGCUGGUACUUUGCCACUGAGUCCUCUCACUUCUACUCCGCCUCAGCCAUCUACGGAGGCAAUGCCAGUUACUCUGCCUACAGCUGUAGCCAGCUGCCCACGUGCAGCGACCAACUCUAUUCCGUGCGCAGGCGGCAGAAACCAAGUGACAGAGCUGACUCUCGGCGGAGCUGGCAUGAAGAGAGCCCCUUUGAAAAGCAGUUUAAACGCAGAAGCUGCCAGAUGGAAUUUGGAGAGAGCAUCAUGUCAGAGAACAGGUCACGGGAAGAACUGGGGAAAGUGGGCAGCCAGUCUAGCUUUUCAGGCAGCAUGGAAAUCAUUGAAGUCUCCUGAGAAGAAAGACACUUGGGACUUCUGUUGACAGUGUUUUUCUCGUUCACAAAAAAAAUAUUCCCUGUAAAUCUGAAAUAUAUAUAUGUACAUACAUAUAUAUUUUUGGAAAAUGGAGCUAUGGUGUAAAAGCAAAAGGUGGAUCAACACAAUUGUUUUCAACAUCUGCAUUUGAGAGAGCAGCCAAUACGUCUCUCAACAGAAGUGGAAGGGCAGAUGCUAGAUUUCCCCCUAGACAGCUAAAACAGUUUUAUGCAAUGAAUUGCACAUCCCCUCGUUCUUACUAAAUCAAGUUUUAUUUGGUGUUGGAGGACAGAAAUCCCCUACCGUCCUCAUGUUGUGCUACAGCGAUCUCCAAUGCUAGUCUUUGUCCCGUCCUUCCGUAUGCACCUUAGCGCGGAGACUGAGCCAGCCUGUGGGUCGGGGGUGGGGGGGUAGACCCUGCUAGGGACAGAACCUAAUGGUAAAUCCAAGGGAAAUGAUCACCUUCAAAGCUGAUGCACAAAUCCAAGCUCACCGGACAGCCGAGCGAUUCAAGCAUCAUUCUCCUGUUCAGACCAUUAGGGGCCUUGCCGAGAUCUACUUUAGAGCAAACCUAGUACCUCAGACAGAAAGUCGGGGUUUUACCACUACCACGUCUGGUAGCCCGUUUUCUCAGCAUUGUGAAUAGGAGGGUAACUAGUCACACUUUUCAGACCAAUUCAAACUGUCUCUGCACAAAUUUCCAGUUGCGCCUGGAUGGAGGUAGUUGAUUGCUUCUUCUCAGAUUUAGGAAGAAGGGAAACCAUCUAGGAUUCAGUGUAACAGCCACGAAUCUGGCAGCGUAAUGAUUGGGAGGCUAAACAGUCUAGCCUCUAUAAAUCAAACAGUUGUUCAAAACGGGAUUGCUAAUCCUUUAAGUAAAGAUGGCCUUGGUUGAAAGCCAGAUGUCAGUUUGUUUGGGUAGGUAGCAGAGCGCAGCACCUUCAAGUUCUCAGCCAAAGUAGAUGUUUCCCGUGUCCGUUUCAUUGCAGAUAUGUUUUGUAAAAGUGUAACAAUAAGGUAGAGUUUUAUAGGAAACUACCAAGAGGGAGGAAAACUAUGACAAGAUUAAAGAAGUUUGUAAAAUUUCUGAAGAGAAGCAGGAAACUUAUUUCUCAGUGGUUUUCCCCCUUAGCAUGUGAUGAGGGUGGUAUUUCUAUAAUUUCCUAAUUAGAGACUUUCAGAUUUACUAAUCGGGCUGGAGAGGCUUUAGUAAGGAAGGAAUGUUCGGAAUGAAACAGUAUAGGCUGGUGAGAAGGGGGUUGGAUUUUGUGUCGUCGUGAGCAGAGUGGAAAGCCACAGCCAACCUAUGCUCAGAAAGUGGCCGCAGCAUUUUUUUGUUUUAGUAGAAGGGACAUAGCAAAACAGAGCAGGACCAAGGUGGCCUCUCAGUCCUUGACCUACAAUCACUGUAUGGAAUCAGUCCUGGCAGCUGAAAAUAGGAGGCGAUCAGAACAAGUACACAAGGGACAGUACAUACCUGCUUCUCAACUUCCCGGCUUGGGUUUUGUCAACCACAGGACGGUCCUCUUUUGAAGCCUUAAAUCACAAAUUCACAUCAGCAGCUUUGGUGGGGAGGAUGGGAGUUACUGUUCUUUACUGUAAGGGUAGCUAGUCGCCAACUCAUAUCUCAGGUUUUUCUGUUUGAGAAAUGAACAGUCCUUUGACUAGGAUGUGACUUACUAUUUCCUACGGUGGCUGCUAAAACCAGCAUGGAAUGACAUGAUUCAAACCUGACUUGACCGGGACAAUUACCAGCUUCCCGUAACAACUGGUUAUGCACAGAUAAUGUGCUACGAUGUGGGUUUACGAUGAAGGCAGAGAGUAAACUGCACAGGGAACGUGCAUUGUUACCGUAUGGAAAAAGUUCUGUUAAAUGAUUUGAAUUAGUUUUUCUGUGUACAUUUAAGUUUUGGAUGUAAUCAGACAUUCUCAAGGUUUCACCCAGUAAUUUCUGAUGUGUGAUGUAUACACACACCAAAUGUGUAACAGCUCACUGCUUUCAGAGUUCGGUCACAACUGUUGAACAUCUUUAAGAAAUGACAGCAGUAGCGCCAAUGUCCAGUAUGUUUCAGGAGGGUAGCGGGACUUUGUUUAGGCUGUUUGGGCAGACGUUCGCCCUCCAUCAUUCGGGAUUUCCCUUGGCCAUGGUCCCCCUCCUUCCUGGGACUGCGCUGGAGUCACACACUACAACCUUUGGUCCUUGAUUGGGAAUGUCAGGUAAUCAGCUCUUGUAACCCAGACCACCCUGCUGACGGGGCACCUGCGGGGCGCGUGCUGGCUGCUUCUCUUCGGCCUGUAAUCGUAGGGGAGGCCGAGUCUACUAGGAUGAUACACAAUGGUGAUUUCAAAGAGCAAAACUCGACUUCUAUGUGAGAAAUGCUGGAAAAUGGUUCAGGAUAUUUGUCAAAUUAGGUGGAAAGACUGUAUAAAUGUUUAAUAUGAACAUAGUGUUCUUUUGGAGUAAGGCAAGCUGUUGAAUGGUUAAAUUGUGUAUUUCUCAUGUUGAUGUGUCGUGUGUUAAUAUGAUGAAAUAAAAUCAAAACUGGUACCUGUUUAUACGUAAA
This is a messenger RNA of Rhinolophus ferrumequinum (greater horseshoe bat), 6377 nucleotides long. It is a transcript of the gene DUSP16, whose product is annotated as dual specificity phosphatase 16. Gene Ontology annotation, cellular component: cytoplasm; nucleus. NCBI's taxonomy places the organism in Eukaryota, Metazoa, Chordata, Mammalia, Chiroptera, Rhinolophidae. Gene Ontology annotation, biological process: negative regulation of MAPK cascade; protein dephosphorylation. Gene Ontology annotation, molecular function: MAP kinase tyrosine/serine/threonine phosphatase activity; protein tyrosine/threonine phosphatase activity. The record is from RefSeq and is a predicted model, not a curated record. The coding region runs from base 1801 to 3792 and encodes 663 amino acids. The transcript is spliced from 8 exons.